AUUUAUACAAAAAGUCGCCGCCUCACCUAGUUAUUUAUUUUGACCAUUUGAAUCUAUCUUACGUUUAGUUCCUCCCAAGCACGCCUUCACUUCCCCAUCAGCCAUGUCCUCUUACUCUCCACGGUCUCCCUUUGGUCUCCCGCAAUCCCCAAGACCAAACGGUAUGCUCUCACCAGGCAUGCUCUCACCAAUCAACACAACUCUCUCCUCGCCCUCAUCCCCGCGAUACGACUCCGGAGCAACCUCUCCCACCAAUCAAGCUCUGUCCGAGAAAGGCCCCCAGCCAAUAUUCAUCGACACAAGACAACGACGCCGAGAGUCGAUGAUAUUCGUCAACGCUACUAUUCCUCUCAGUCCACGGAGCUCGAUUGCUCUAGGUGACCGUUCAGAUACUCAAUCUCUACGAGAACCACCGCGGAAACGAAGGGGGAUCGCAAGAUUAUUCUGCUGUUUUAGCUCUGAGGCCAGAGAGCGGAGGAAGAGGCAGCGAUAUAUGGACUUUGAAAGGAUGGAGGAUGUACAUUGGACGGAGCUUUGA
Messenger RNA from Lindgomyces ingoldianus, 538 nucleotides. RefSeq lists its product as uncharacterized. The transcript has a single exon. NCBI's taxonomy places the organism in Eukaryota, Fungi, Ascomycota, Dothideomycetes, Pleosporales, Lindgomycetaceae. Bases 104 to 538 code for a protein of 144 amino acids. The record is from RefSeq and is a predicted model, not a curated record.